Hydra vulgaris (swiftwater hydra) is the source of this 1139-nucleotide messenger RNA. It is a transcript of the gene hywnt9/10b, whose product is annotated as secreted signaling factor Wnt9/10b. Gene Ontology annotation, cellular component: extracellular region. The record is from RefSeq and is a predicted model, not a curated record. Gene Ontology annotation, molecular function: frizzled binding; cytokine activity. Gene Ontology annotation, biological process: canonical Wnt signaling pathway; neuron differentiation; cell fate commitment. Lineage: Eukaryota; Metazoa; Cnidaria; Hydrozoa; Anthoathecata; Hydridae.
GGCCAAAUAAAAUGAUCAGUUUACAUUCUGCAAUUUUGCUUUUUUUAUGCCUCGUUUACGUGGAAAACCAUUGUAUGAGAGGAGAAAGACAACACAAAGCAUCUUGCUUAAAUUUUCCAUAUUUCAUGAGACAACAAACACCCCUAAGCUACUCUACGCAACCAGCUAAUUUUACAUUUAACAAUGCCUUAACAAGUGAACUAUUGUACAAUGCUUCUCGCAUAGCUACUGAUGCAUGCGAGCAACAAUUCCAACAUCAGCAAUGGAACUGUUCUUUGUCUACCUUUAAUAAGCUAACAAAGCGAGCAUCUCGGGAAACUUCGUUUUUGUUUGCUAUUUAUUCUGCUGGACUUGCCCAUUCCAUAGCUGCUGCCUGUUCUCGAGGUUUAAUUGAAAAUUGUAAAUGUCAUUCAACAAAAAAUAAAAUUUACAGAAUGACAGAAAAAGAAGUUAUAUAUGAAGAUGCAAGCUGUGCUUCCAACAGCAUUGCGUUUGGUAUCACAGAGUCAAGAAAAAUGCUUCAUAAUGAUAAAGAAAAUGACCUAAAAUGGCGAAUCGAUGAACAUAACAAAGAAGCAGGGAGAAAAAUGUUAAACUCAAAUGUACUUAACCGCCAAGUAAGUUGCCAAUGCCACGGAGCUUCUGGUGCUUGUGCAAUAAAAAAAUGCACGCAACAAAUUCCAUCUUUUAAAGCAAUCGGGCAACAAAUUAUGUUAAAGUAUAACAAUGCUAUCCAAGUACAAUCAGAUAACAAUGUAUUCUCGUCAAAACUUAUACCAUAUCGCUUAGAAAAAUUACAAGAAAUAACCGAAAAUGAUUUGGUGUACAAUCAGCCAAGUCCCAACUUUUGUGAGCCAGAUAAACAUUCUGGUAGUUUAGGUACACGAGGAAGAAUCUGCUCAGCUAACAGUACAGGAUCUGACAGUUGCGAUAAACUUUGUUGCAAUCGAGGGUAUUCAGAAAAGACAACUUUUAUUACUGUUUCAUGUCGAUGCAGAUUUGCGUAUUGCUGCGAUGUGAAGUGUGAAACCUGUCAAAAAAAGGUUGUGACUCAGUUCUGCAAUUGAUUGCUGUUCUGCUCAUUAACAUCAAUUAAUUGAACUAAAAAGGGGAAGGUAGAGAGGCUUAAUUUAUUAAAU